AUGAGUAGUAUUCCGCGGCCGGAGGAAGGAGAUGUUAAUAUUGGAACGGGCACGUUUGCUGCGUGUUGGGUCCUCACGGGCAUCGUGGGCCUCGCCCUACUAUUCCGCUAUGCUAUCAAGGCCUGGGUACGCUUUGCGCUGCCCCAAGUCACGGCCCCCGAGCGGGUGUGGGGGCUCGAGGAUGGGUUUUUCCUGAUCGCAUACGGCUUUGAUCUCGCUCAUAUGAGCGUCAUCCAGGUUAGCGCGAACUGGGGCCUGGGCCGACAUUUCUACUACUUAAGCAACGAGGAGCGCAUGUAUUCCAUGAAGUUCGACUUUAUCUCGCAGCCGCUCGCCGUGGCAGCCGCCAUGAUCUCGCGGACGGGAAUGAUGUGGUUCCUGCUCACCUGUUUCUCGGCGAGUGACAAGAAGCUGCGCCUUUCGAUUCUGGGGUGUGCCGUGGUGCAGAUUCUCGUCAAUAUGGUGACCAUUGUGCAAAUUAUUGUGCAGUGCGGGCCGAAUCCUUACCAUGCGUCGAACCGAGUGCAAUAUUUCAAGUAUAUGUGGACUCCGGCUCCCGCUGAUGGGUCGGUCGUAUGCCAGUCGCCCAGUGUACAGACGAUGAUCGGCUUCGUGCAAGGCGGCUUCAACACGGUCAUCGACUUCUCGCUGGCCGUGAUCGCCGGCGUGCAACUGUGGCAAUUCUUCCUCCGCACGCUCCGUCGCGAAAACCUCUCCUUCUGGGCGCAGUUUCAGAGAAUCAGCAGCACCGUCCGAUCCCGUCGCCUUUGGCAGACGGUCACUCUCUGCGGGCCCCUGGUCCUCUCGGGUGCGGCCUCGAUUGUCAAAACAUACAAACUCAAUGCCCUUGGCGAGCGACUGGAUUUCACCUACAACAUCGUAUCUUUCGUCCUCUGGGUCAAGUACGUUCAAGCCCCCCAAAUGCGAGGGCAAACCCUGAACCCACCCGCUAACCAACCCCCCCCCAGAAUUGAAAACUACAGUAUCCUCCUUGCCUCUUGCGCCCCCGUCGCCCGCCUCUUCCUUCGCACGGUCGUCGAUGCGCGCCGCAACGGCCAAUUCGGCUACUGGUCCAAGUCGCACUCGAACACCAACUACGGCCGCCAAGACACAGAGCUGAAGAACCAGAGCCAGAGCCAGAGCCAAAGCCAGAGCCAGAGCCAGAGCCAGAGCCGCAGCCGGCCGGAGUGGCCGGACGCGGCUACGGCGACGGGAACCCAAUGGCAAGACGAAGAGGGCCAGCAGACGAACUGGCAUAUUCAGCCGGAGCGCUCGCUUGGCCGUCUGUCCAAGGGGUAUGGGCUGGGGCACGACGGCGACAAUAUGGAAGGGAUGGAUGAGGGAGGUGUCACGGUGAAGACGGAUAUUGUCGUCCAGGUGGAUGAUGGGCAGUCGACAUCGAGUGGGGAUGCGAGACUUUUGCCGGGAGGUGGGGAAGUGCCCAUUAAGAGGGACGAGUAUGCGUAUCACGCAAGGUGA
This is a messenger RNA of Penicillium canariense, 1479 nucleotides long. RefSeq lists its product as uncharacterized. The transcript has 7 exons. The record is from RefSeq and is a predicted model, not a curated record. The coding region runs from base 1 to 1479 and encodes 492 amino acids. Lineage: Eukaryota; Fungi; Ascomycota; Eurotiomycetes; Eurotiales; Aspergillaceae.